This is a messenger RNA of Carlito syrichta (Philippine tarsier), 588 nucleotides long. RefSeq names its product NADH:ubiquinone oxidoreductase subunit A2 (gene NDUFA2). The transcript has 2 exons. NCBI's taxonomy places the organism in Eukaryota, Metazoa, Chordata, Mammalia, Primates, Tarsiidae. The record is from RefSeq and is a predicted model, not a curated record. The coding region runs from base 125 to 475 and encodes 116 amino acids.
CAGGCCGCAGUACCUGGCCGGAAGGCUUGGGACUGGGGGCUUCGGUACUAGCGGGAAUGGCGGCGACAGCGGCGAGUCGUGGAGUCGCGGCGAAGCUGGGUCUGCGUGAGAUUCGCAUCCACUUAUGCCAGCGCUCGGCCGCCAGCCAGGGUGUCAGGUGAGGAGCGGCGUGGGGAGGCGGGCGGUUUCGGGACGCAGAGGUCACGACCUCGAGCUCCCAGGUGCGUGGGUAAACCUGUGUCCACAGUACGCGCGGCGCUCUCCCCGGCCCCGCAGGGACUUCAUUGAGAAACGCUAUGUGGAAUUGAAGAAAGCGAACCCCGACCUGCCCAUCCUAAUCCGCGAAUGCUCGGACGUGCAGCCCAAGCUCUGGGUCCGCUACGCAUUUGGCCAAGAGAAGAAUGUCUCUUUGAACAACUUCAGUGCUGAUCAGGUAACCAGAACCCUGGAGAAUGUGCUAAGUGGCAAAACCUGAAGCCUACACUGAGGAUUAAGAGCAACAGCCCUAGAAUCUGGGCUCUGCUGGACUCAGUAGAAUGUGGAAAAAUAUACUCCCCCAUUCCUUAUAAAGCUUGUGCUGUAAAAUGC